GGUACUGUGUUUGGGGUCCUCUUCGGAGGACCACUGAGUGAACGCUAUGGUCGUCGACCGGUAUACAUCGUCUCAUCUCUAUGUUUUGCUGUCUUCAGCCUUGGUUCGACGCUCUCGCCAAAUAUAUCUACUCUCCUGAUCUGCCGUGGUCUCAUGGGUCUACUCGGAAGUCCCGUCUUCUCGAUCUACGGUGGCUCGGUGGCAGACCUUUUUACACCUGAGGAGCGUGGCCCUGUGGCUGCGUUGUUUACACUUGUGUUACAAGGUGCUCCAACCAUCGGGCCUGUCCCGUCUUCUUCCCUGGGGCCCACAAUCCCUUGGAGAUGGUUACUAGGUUUUAUAACCGUCUGGGGUGGAGUUCUUGCUGCUGCCACGAUAUUGUUUGUUCCCGAAACCCAGCCUACAACAAUUCGAAGGAAGAUAGCUGAAGCUGAAGGUAUGGUCCCUGAUGUCAAGGAAAUGAAAUCCUCCAAGGCCAAGGUGUGGAGCAGAGCACUACUUACGCCAAUCAUCAUGCUUCGUAAUGAACCUAUCAUAAUCUGGACGACGUUGUACCACUCCUUUGUCUAUGGGCUCUUAUUCCUCCUUCUCGAGGCAUACCCACACAUCUACGACUCUCAUUAUUCGAUGUCCCGAGAUCAAGCAAGCUUGGUCUUCAUUGCCCCAUUCAUCGGAAAUGUGCUUGGCGUUCUCAUAUACUUUGGAUACCACAAACCUCAGUACGAGGCUCGUCAGCGCGUGAUCCAGAUCGAGUCCGGCGGCAAAUCAGAGAUCGAGCCCGAAGCUCAUCUACCCGGUCUUCUUCUUGCAUCUCUUCUCAUUCCCCUCGGGUUAUUCUGGUUGACGUUCUCGGCACAUCCGGACAUACACUACUUUUUUCCCAUAUUUUCUGGUGUCCCGAUUGGGAUGGGAAUGACCCUCUUGCAGCUCUCGUUGCUCAACUACUACAUUGACCUUUACCCAACGACCUCAGCAUCUGCUCUCGCUGCAAACUCUGCCGUCCGGAAUAUUGUGGCGACUGUUCUGCCGAGCGUCGGGUUACCAUUGUACACUUCCUUGGGUAUACGCAAUGCAAACGUGUUGUUGGCAUGCAUCAGUUGCAUAGGGCUCCCGACUGGUGUUACUUUGUACGUCUUCGGCAAAAAACUUCGUGCGGCGAGCAGAUGGGCG
Messenger RNA from Pisolithus orientalis, 1170 nucleotides. Its product is annotated as major facilitator superfamily domain-containing protein. NCBI's taxonomy places the organism in Eukaryota, Fungi, Basidiomycota, Agaricomycetes, Boletales, Pisolithaceae. Gene Ontology annotation, biological process: transmembrane transport. Gene Ontology annotation, cellular component: membrane. The record is from RefSeq and is a predicted model, not a curated record. The annotation marks the transcript as partial. Gene Ontology annotation, molecular function: transmembrane transporter activity. The transcript has 4 exons.